Molecule: messenger RNA, 2331 nt
Organism: Paraglomus brasilianum
Lineage: Eukaryota; Fungi; Glomeromycota; Glomeromycetes; Paraglomerales; Paraglomeraceae
Source: the annotation of a GenBank genome assembly
AUGUCAGAUCAAUGGAACAUGGAAGGAUGUGAAGAAAGCAUAUGGGAAAGAGUGCAAAGUGAAGUCAAGCAGGGACAGCUCUUAUCGUGGGACACAACUUACUCUCCUUCCUAUGCACCGGUUCCCACUGCAUACAUAACAGAACAACCACUUUCGACAUACGAGACUCUAUUCAAAUUCCAUUUCUAUCACGGACACUCUUUUGAUGGAGGCGAAACGGUUCUUUCGCGGGAAUGUCUGAUGAAGGAUAUCUGUAGUUUGAUUCUCGGACUAUCCUCUAAGACCUUUGUUUAUAAUGAAGAGAAAAGGGAAUUUACUUCGAGAGAGAAACAGAUACGCAUCGAUGGAUGCAGUGCAAAGACAUUUGGAACUCACUUGAAUCGUCUGGAUAACGUCGCUUCAAGAUGCGAGAAAAAUCCGAGAUUAUAUGGCUUGGUUGGAUUGGCAUUUGGACGCUCUCUAUCCGCCUGUCUGCUGCAUAUUAGGUCUGCCAUUGUGGCAUUAAUGGAGCAAUUGGGGGGAAUCGACAAUAUCAAUCUGAUGGAGUUAUAUCAUAUACUUGACGAAUCAUCACUUGUACUCGAGAAACUGGCUUGUUAUCAUCCAUAUUUGCAGAUGAUGAAUGCAUGGAUUGGGUUGGAUUCGGAGAAUGGAUUAGCAUUAAUAUGGGGUUCAGGAAAGGAGGGAUGUGAGGACGAGUGGGGAGAAUUCUUCAUUGAGAGAGGGGACAAGGAAGAUAACGGCGAGAAGGGAAACGAGUGGAUGAAUGCGCAGAUAAGCAAAAAGAACCCUCCGCCAACGUUCAUUUCUGCCGAAAUAACACGUGACAUCAUGGAAGCUGGAAAGGCUUUAAGAUUGUUGCAUGACUGUUGUCCGAAUCAUCGUUUGUUUCAAUCAAACAGAUCGAACGAUCUAUUAGAUAAAAUAAUACCGCCGUCCCCGUCCUCUAUCCUCUCAAUGUCGUUCACAGGCCUCCCAGGAACACCUCCAGUUACCAAAACGUCAACACUAGCUCUCCUAAAACAUUUGUUAUCCUCAUAUUCUUCGCCACCAUCGUCUCCAAUAACGACAGUAAGAGAAUUAGUCUUAUCUCACGCACUUCUAGCCCAGUGUCGGUUAGUUAACAUGUCCAUCCUGUCAUUCUUCUUUCGCGAUCUAUCUCUCCGUUCUCAUCUCAAAGUAUUGCGAGAAUACCUGCUUAUGGGAAAUACUACGUUUAUGAAUGAUCUUUCAGACGCACUAUUUGCAGACAGUGUUGAUCAUGGAAUCGAUACUGGCGUUGCAACGAGCAGAAAAAGAGCAGGGAUUGGGUUGGGCAUGAGUAUGAACAGCAGGAGGACAUGGCCGCCAGUGGGGGCGGAGUUAAGGAUGGCUUUGAAGGCUGUUGUUGUGGAAAAUGUGAUGAAGGGAGGAGGAUGGGGGAGUGAAGAGAUAACCCGAGGAGACAUUGUAGGAUUGGAUAAUAUGCUUAUGUUUGGGAUUAAGGACGAUGAAGAAUGGGAAGUCUGCAAAGAUCCAAAUGGUAGUAUUGAAUGUUUAACGCCACCAUACCCCAUUAACGUGCUAAUAACACCAGAUCAUCUCGUCAAGUACAACCUGAUAUUUACAUUACUCUUGCGUAUCCUACGACUAGGUUCAGUUGUAUGUCAUAUCUACCGUAUUUCUCACACUCGCUCGAUGUGUACCACUUCCCACAUAACAACUCAGAAAUUCCGGUUCGAAUCACAUCAAUUCAUAAUCGCUCUACAAUGUUAUAUAUUCGAUGUUGCCAUUGACUCGACGUGGAAUUUGUUCAUGAAAAAGUUGGACAAUAAGGCAAAAGAGUUUGAAGUAGAUGGCGCAAACAGUGAGAUGGAAAUGGAAGAUGAUGGGUGGAAUGAUGGAGAUGAUGGUUGUAAUGUGAAGGAUUUAGAUACGCUGAAGAUAUAUCAUGAGAAGAUGUUGGAUAGAAUGGUAUUUCUGUGUCUGCUAAAGCCCAAGCAGGAACCGAUAAUGAAAGUAGUUAAUGCAAUAUUAGUUGUUAUUUUGGCAUUUGCAAGAUUACUAAAUGUGAGAAGUCAUAAUAGAGAUGGGGUUGAUGAGGGCGAUCAACAGGUAGAAACGCUGUAUGAAAAGUUUAGACUAUACACAGCAAUGCUAGUGAAGAUUCUUGCUGCACUUGAUGAGAAAGGAGGGGGACGUGUCAACAAGACUGGCCUGCCUAGUAACAAGAGAUCUGAAUCAUAUACUCCCGGUGAGGGAUUCUUACAGGCAUUAUUGUUAAGAGUAGAUUUCAAUGGGUAUUAUAAAGAAAUAGUAGAGCGUGAAUUGGCAGAGAAAAUAAAUAAAUAA